AUGAGGAAAAUCACGUCCGAAGAAACUAUUAAGCGAAUCGAACCCAUUUUCGUCCGGCUAGGAUAUCCACGGACUAUCACCCUAGAUAAUGGUCGCCAGUUCAUCAGCACAGAAUUCGAUAACUAUUGUCAGUCAAGAAAUAUAAAGCUAAACCAUACCGCCCCAUACUGGCCACAGGCCAAUGGUGAGGUCGAAAGGCAGAACAGUUCCCUCCUGAAACGUCUCAAGAUAAGCCAUUCUAUGAAUCGAGAAUGGAAAACCGAUUUACUCCAAUACCUAAUGAUGUACAACACCACCGCACAUUCCGUCACAGGUAAGGCUCCCUCUGCGUUGUUGCAAAAUCGGCUGAUCCGCUCCAAGAUUCCAUCGAUAAGUGAUAUCGAAAACACACCACAUGUGGGUUCCGAAUCUCACGACCGAGAUACAACUCUAAAGUACUGGGGAAAAGAAAGAAAAGACCAGAAGCGGCAUGCUAAACCAUCAGAACUACAAGUAGGAGAUCGCGUUUUACUACAGAAUCUAUUGACUGCGGGAAAACUCACACCAAAAUUUGGAAGAACAGAAUAUGUGGUUGUUGAGAGAAGGGAAGUCGAGCAAAAUCUUCGCUCCCAUUUCAGGCGGGACAUUUAA
This is a messenger RNA of Armigeres subalbatus, 630 nucleotides long. RefSeq lists its product as uncharacterized. The coding region runs from base 1 to 630 and encodes 209 amino acids. The transcript has a single exon. The record is from RefSeq and is a predicted model, not a curated record. NCBI's taxonomy places the organism in Eukaryota, Metazoa, Arthropoda, Insecta, Diptera, Culicidae. Gene Ontology annotation, molecular function: nucleic acid binding. Gene Ontology annotation, biological process: DNA integration.